GUGUACCCGUUGCGUGUGUGUGCGGUGGUGACCUUGCAGCGCCCACCCAGAAUCGUGAGACGGGACGUCUGACAGGUAUCAUCAUGGCAGGUGCGACCUAAGGUGAGCCCAAGGAGCCGCGCGGUGUCUUCAAGUCGUCUUCACCUGGAGAAAUAAGAAAAGCCCGCCAUGUCGUCGAUCGUGGAGUACUACCACGGGAAGACGGUCCUGGUGACCGGCGCGACCGGCUUCAUGGGCAAGGUUCUGGUGGAGAAACUUCUCCGAGCCUGUCCUGACGUGGACACCUUAUACCUGAUGGUGCGACACAAGGCUGGGCAGACUCCAGCACAGAGGAUCAACAGCAUUGUGGAGGGAAAGUUAUUUGACCAGCUGAGGCUUCUACAGCCGGACUUCCAGGCCAAGCUUCGACCAAUCACGAGCGACCUGCUGGAGCCGGACCUGGGGCUCAGCCAAUCAGACGAGGAGCUGCUGGUGUCAAAGGUCAACAUCGUCUUCCAUUCCGCAGCCAUGGUGAAGUUUCAGGAGCACCUCAAGUAAGGCAUCUGGACUGGUCCAUGUUAGAUAUUCAA
Branchiostoma floridae (Florida lancelet) is the source of this 569-nucleotide messenger RNA. Its product is annotated as fatty acyl-CoA reductase 1-like. NCBI's taxonomy places the organism in Eukaryota, Metazoa, Chordata, Leptocardii, Amphioxiformes, Branchiostomatidae. Gene Ontology annotation, cellular component: peroxisome. Gene Ontology annotation, molecular function: alcohol-forming very long-chain fatty acyl-CoA reductase (NADP+) activity. Bases 169 to 537 code for a protein of 122 amino acids. Gene Ontology annotation, biological process: long-chain fatty-acyl-CoA metabolic process. The transcript is spliced from 3 exons. The record is from RefSeq and is a predicted model, not a curated record.